AUGAGGCGGGGAACCGCGGGUUUCCCGCUCAGAGCUAUCGAAGCGAGCGCCACCGUGGCUCCCACCAUUUGUUUUGAAGCUCUCCAUUCCCGCUCUCCCUUCCUCUCCCUUGCGUCUCAUAUGUCGUCGGUGUGGUUUGAAGCCAUCGCUUCUGCGCUUCACGUUGUGGAGAGGUUUUUUAGAUCGGUCUGCACUGGUCUAGGCUCUCUGCGUGAAAGCGGCAGCGGCAGGGCUGUGUAUGUGAAGCAUGCCGAUUGCUUAGCUAAUUUGAGGCACCUGCAACGCUUCCUGAGGAGGGACGACCCUGUGCAACGUGACAUCUUCAUGCAGCUCGGGAAGUGGAACUCGAUUCGGCAGGACAUAUUGCCUAUCAUUAACCAUUACCGACAUGACUUCGACCUUGUCCUAAAUGCUGUGAAGGUCAUGGUGUUUUUGACAAUGCCAAUUGAUCCGUCGUCAACUGACAUUCCGCAACAGCUAGAAUACUUGCGUCAAUUCAAAUCGGCUGUUCUCGAGGAUGACUCUAUAGGGGUGAUAGUUUCUCAUCUACAAGAUCCCCUCGAGCACAUGGAAAGCGGAACACUGACUGAUAUGGAUGGCAAGAUGUUCCAACUGGUGCUCACUCUAAUAAGAAACCUUUUAGCUGUUGACGACCCAUCAUCUUCCUUAGUACGGGCUUCCGUGGCUAGCCCCCAAGCAUUAUAUGUCAAGGAUGCGCUCAUCGAGCGACUGUUCAAUGAGAAUGUGAUGGACCUACUUCUAGCUCUCAUACAACAUGUAGGUGGAGAGCAACCGUUCCUGCGGCACGACAAUCUUCUCAUAUUGGAAAUCUUCAACUACCUUUUCUCGGGACAGAUGCCAGAUGUUAUUGCGUCAAGUUACGACGAAGCACAUGCGAAAUCCAAAAGUCAGCCGUCUGGAGCAGCUCUGGAGGCAUUGAUGGCUAAGGAGAGAGAGGAGAGACGAAAUCGCGGUUUUGUGGGCCCACGUCACUCAAACUUCUGUGGAAUGUUCGUCCGCGUUGGCAAGGAUGGAUCCAAGACCAUGGUCACUAGAAAUCCAUACCAGUCGCCUCUAGAUAAUUUGUUUCAGAAACCUGAAAUCAAAAGGGGGCAAGUGAAGAAAGUUGCUUCUGACCUUCCAGUACAUGUUCCAUCCAAUUCCACUGUAUGUAGCAUGCUUAAGGUCUUCGCAGACCAGCUUUUGGAGGGUAAUUAUAACUUGUUAAUGCAGACUAUUAUAGAUGAUAUCCGAGGUGAAAGAAACAAUGUGCAGUCGCAGGAUAUCGUAAUGUUUUUCGCUGUCGCCAAAUUUUUUACGGCUUACCAGCGCUGUCACCUGAUGAAGAAGCCAAAUGAGGGUGUACAAUCAGCUGGAGAACGUGGAGAUCCGGCUGGAGAUAGUGGUCCUACGUUUCAAGGAAGAUGUGGUCGAAUUGCAUCCACCAUGGAUGAAGAUAUGUUCAUUCUGGUCACCAUGAAAUGGCAAUGCUUUGUCGAGAAUGCAAAGUUGAGCAACGAUUGGUUUCCAGCAACGUCCUCAGGAGAGCUUCUCAAAGAAAUGAUUCACAUGCUAGACUACAUUCUGAAGGCAGCUGAUCGGAAUUCAAGUGAAGGACAACAGGAAGUGCGUGUUGCACGAAUCCUAUUGUAUAAAGUCUUCUACGACCACACAGAAAACGGAAUCCUUCCAUUCAUCUGUCGUCUUAUCAAAACAUUUGACAUCCAUAAACAACCCCGCAGUCAAUUGGCGGGUUUGGUAGAGACUACGCACAUUGUACUUCGGUUACUCGAUUCCAUCACUAAAGAAGACGGGGCACUGAGGGUCAAAAAAAAAGCUCGUGGUACUAAGAAGUCCUCCAAGCUCUCUCGGAAGAAAGGUGUACAGCCAUCUGGAUCAACAAGGAAGGAGCCGGAUCAUAAAUCCGGUAGCAUCCAUGAGGUAGAGGAGUCCAAUACUUCUAAUGAACCCCUAGUUGCACCCGAAGAUCCUAACAGCAAUACACUACUCUCCAAUAUUUUGCAUGCCCAGCACGCAGAUACGAAUUUUGGGCCUGUUGAAGAUAUCGAAGUGGCAGGAGUGGAAGGACAUCAUGGUGUUACUGAUGAGCAUGACUUUGAUGAAGUUGAGGACAAGGAGGUUCAUGACGUGGAAGAGAGCGAGAUGGACAGUGAAGAAGAGGAAGAAGAGGAGGUGCAAACAAAAGAAGAGACUCUGGACGUUAUGAAGUGCGUGAGGAUGUUCGCUGACAAUUCCAUAUUGCACAACUACUGUUGGCUUUUGAAGAAUUACCUCCUUAACACUCCGGCUAUAAAUUAUUACAUUGUAAGGAUGUUGCAGCGGAUCUCCCAGGACUGCAUGAUGGAGCCUAUGUUGUAUCAGCUCUCAAUAUUGCAGACCUGCUACGAGAUCCUUUCCAACCACAGCUUAAGAAACUCCGAGCAACAUCAGUACGUGAUAGCAUUUUUGACCAGCCUUGUCCGUCAUCUCUUCGAAAAGCUGAAGUCAUCACCCAUGUUGUUUGUGGACAUUCUCUUCUGGAAAUCAAAACAAGACUGUCACUGCAUCACAGCAAACUACAUGAUUCAUGACCUCAAGAAGUUUAGCAGCAGUGGUAAAACUCUCAGCAAAUGGGCACAACUUGAGGAUCGAAGGUCGUUAUUGGAUGGUUUGGGAGACGACGACGACGAUGAUAGUGGCAAGGAAACACAUGCCCAGAAUCGAAGAGCCUUGUUGAACAGUUUGGGAGAUGGCGACGAUGAUCUAGGAAAUGAUGGAAACCUGCCUAGUGUUGAGACUCUCUUCAGCAACAAGGAGAAAGGAAAAGUAAAAAGGCAGAAGGCUGUGAAAAAGAAAGGUCUUUUUACUGAUUUUCAGGAAGACCUGAUCAAAGACCUGUUUAAGACUUUCGAAAAGAAUCGUAGCUGCAACAAGCUUAUUGCAGAGGGACUAGAGAAGGCCGGGGCUGUUCAGGAUUCUGGUGAGCCGUUCACUCCUUCGCAAAUUGGUCGAGGCCUAAAACGGCUGGGCCUUGCCAGAGUUGUUGGGAAGAUCACCCAGAACAAGUUUCUUCGAAAUAUCAGAAAUGACAGCGAGAAUGAGGAUGGAAGUGAUUCUGAUAAUCAAGAGAAUACGCAUCACACCGAUGCACAGAGAGAUCAUGACCCAGAUAGCAGAUCCGACGAAGAAAUAAGCGAGGAAGAAGACAUUGCAGGUCCUGGAGGGAUGAAGGGGCUGCUGGAGAGCUUAGAUGAGGAAAGUGACGAUGAGGAUAGCAAUCAGGAUGAUAUUUUGAAAAACGAUGUACUUUCUGCAGAGAAAAAUGAUUUAAAGGGUUCCAAGAAGAAGAGAAAAUCUGGAAUUUCAGAAAUUUCAGGAGGAAAUGAGGUGCCUAAACGGAGACGCAAAAGUGGGCUUUUUAGUAAAGAACAGGACCAUAAACUUCAGUCUCUAUUCGAAAAGUACAAGGGAAUGACAAGAUUUAAGCACCUCAUAUCGAAUGAUCUUGAAGGAGACUUCACCACUGCUCAAAUUGAGCGGAGACUGCAGCAAUUGGGUUGCGUUGAACCUCGAAAGCGGAAAUCUAAACUGGCACAAAUGUCAGAUGAUGAAGAUAAAUCUGAGAAGGAAGAUGAUGUGGAACCCAACCCGGAUGAUUCUAAGGAGGGCCAGCAUGCCGAUAUUAAUGUAUCUAGUGCUUUUAAGGCUUCCUGGGGGCUUUCAGCGCGAAAACAUACUCAAAUCAACAAACCUACAGCAGACGUGCACCACGAAACGCAGCAGGGAGAUUCUAGUGAUGAUAACAUACCCUUAGCUCAACAUCUAUCUAUGAGGAAUUCUUUGCGAAAGAAAAAAGCACAUCCCAAUAACGAAGGUCCUCGUGAGGAACUAGAAGUGGGAAUGGGGGUUGGAGGCGAGAACACAGGGGCCAAAGAUGCUGCCGAUGAAAUUCAGGUGUCAGGUGUAGUAGUUAGUUGCGAGUUACCAAGACCAUCUGAAGUGGGAAUGCUGGAGGAUCAGCCAAAGACCACAAAUUCGGCCUCCAAAGACUGCGACUCUGACGACCAGUUGCUGGAGAAAUCAGAGACUGGAAAGGUCUCCAAGGUUUUCCAAAGAAAGAGGCGACAAUCGGGGAGACAUCCUAUUGAGGGUGUAAUGGACAAAUUCGAAGUUAGUGAUGGCGACAGAGACGAUGCCAUUAUCAAUGCCAAGAAGACGCACGAAAGAAAGAGAAGGCCUUCUUUGGAGCCGAAGAGGUCAACUUGGGGUGACUCGGACACAGAUGUAUCCGACAUAGAGGAUACGCAAGAUCUUGCAGCAGCUUUGCAAGAAGUCCGAAUCUACGACAACCAUCUUGCAUCAACAUCAAAGAAGCGUAGACUUCAAAGAAAACAGACGUCGAGCAAUGAUGAGGUGGAUGUUGGUGGUGAGGAGCUGGUUACCAUUAGUUCAGGUGUAGAGAGCUACUUUCAAGAUGACACCACAUUGGAAGAACAUCUUCUCACAAGGAAAGGUGCAAGGAAAGCAUUGAUUGAUGCAAUGACGUCAGAUGAGGAUGAGUGAGAUGUCCUGAUUGAACCAUGUUUCGUGUAAUAUAGCCAUCUCUAACGAUUUACGAACAGCUUGUAUAAUUUUCAAUGUAGUUUACAGAUGCUAGAUGGCCAGAAGGCUACUUAGCAACUAUACAGUCUCUCUGCCUCGGCAAUAAACAGGACAGAUAAUUGAUUCAGUGCAGCAGUUAUCAUUUAUCAAUGAGGGUUAAACCUGCAUUGGUGCUAGGAGUUGGAGCAAAGGAUAUCUGAGAAUACUAUAUUUCUAAGGCAGUUGUGGAUUUCGAAUGUGCCAUAUUUGAUUGCGGGUGUGACGUGAAUCUGACGUGUAACACUUGAGCCACGUGAACCCUGAUAGGAAAAAUCUCCGUGGAGUUCUUGAGCAUUAAUUCUUCUCUGCUGCUUCUUCUCC
This is a messenger RNA of Physcomitrium patens, 4962 nucleotides long. RefSeq lists its product as uncharacterized. The record is from RefSeq and is a predicted model, not a curated record. Gene Ontology annotation, cellular component: replication fork protection complex. Lineage: Eukaryota; Viridiplantae; Streptophyta; Bryopsida; Funariales; Funariaceae. Gene Ontology annotation, biological process: replication fork arrest; DNA repair; DNA replication checkpoint signaling. Gene Ontology annotation, molecular function: DNA binding.